AUGCUCAUCCGCGACUUCUACUUUGAGGACGCCCGUCGGAGGGAGUCCAAGAACCACAAGUGGUGCAUCUUCCUCUGCCCCACGCAGGAGCUGGUUUUCCAGCAGGCCAAGAGCGCGCAGAUCUUCACGGGGGUGCGGUGCGUGAACGAACUCGAGGCGGCGCAGACGAAAGCAGCGAAAAUCAUCCUAGGAUGCUCCAAGCGCACAAGUAAUGCAGCCGUCAGGGCAGAAUUGGGGAUCCAAUCCCUACGGUCGGGAAGAGACGCGAGGAAGCUGACAUGGCAGUAUCGCAUGUGCGGAAUGGGAGAGGAGAGGUUGCCGAGAAUUGUAUGGGAGGCGAAGUGGGCAAACAAAAAGAGGGGUAGACAACCCACGGAAUGGGUCAAGGUUGUAGAGGACGUAUGGAAGGGGCUCGACAUCGACGAAGAUGAAACGCUGGAAACGGAGGGUCUACAGGGGUUCAAGGAGAAGAUAUCUGUUGCUUGUGCCGAGAGAGAAGAAAAGAAUCUAAGGAAAGAAACCAAGGAUAAGGAGGGUCUACAAGUGUACGGAAUGUUGAAGGAAGGAAUAGGGUUCAAGGACUACCUACAUGGACCAAUGGAUGCAGGAACAAAGCUUAAGGUCAAAUUCAGGACCGGGGACAUAGGCCUUCGAGAACGUCGACGAAGACAUAGGACGGUAGACGAGGAAGACGACGAGUUCAAAUGUGAUUGCGGCUUCGAAUGCGAAGACCGUGUUCAUGUAGUCGCGGAAUGUCCGUUGUACAAGAAGGAGAGGGAAGUGUACGUGACUGAGCUGGGAAAAAUAGAUGGAACGUACAGGGAGAUGUUUGAGGCAUGGAAUAGAGAGGAAAGGACGGUAGCUGUACUGGGGCAUAGGAGGUGGGUUGAAAAGGCGGGAAGGGAUAUCGUUACGAUAGCCAGACUAGGGAAGGCAUUGUUGAGCCACCUUUGGCAGAGUAGAAAGGAACGAUUGGCCAUCGGUGAUCGGUCCUGUGGGAACAAUGCUCCGUCCUCUCGAGGACGCGUGGUCAAUAGCCUAACCGCUAACGCAUGCAAAACCAAAGAGGUUCUCGUGAUGACCCCGAACGCCUUGCUCAACCUCCUGCACCGGGGGAACGAGUACUUGUCGCUCAAGGACGUGGGGGUAUUGGUCUUCGACGAGUGCCACAAGGCCAGGAAAAAACAUCCAUACGCCCGUGUCAUGGCCUUCUACCUCGACCUCAGGAAGAAUAAGGGGCCCCUACCCAAGGUACAUCACGGUGCUGUCUGUGCCCCCCAACUUUGUGUCCACCUUAAUGGUGGGCGGCCAUCGAUACUUGACACUUUUCUUAUCAGCUUACCGCGAGUGUUCCCGCCAAGCUCGCGUCAUUUGUGGCCUUCUGGCCAAGAUCAUGAGCCGAAGAGCCCGGUUCUCUAA
Ectocarpus sp. CCAP 1310/34 is the source of this 1419-nucleotide messenger RNA. The record is from the annotation of a GenBank genome assembly. NCBI's taxonomy places the organism in Eukaryota, Phaeophyceae, Ectocarpales, Ectocarpaceae.